Molecule: messenger RNA, 1194 nt
Organism: Tribolium castaneum (red flour beetle)
Lineage: Eukaryota; Metazoa; Arthropoda; Insecta; Coleoptera; Tenebrionidae
Product: eukaryotic translation initiation factor 3 subunit D
Biological process (GO): translational initiation
Cellular component (GO): cytoplasm; eukaryotic translation initiation factor 3 complex
Molecular function (GO): translation initiation factor activity
Source: RefSeq, a predicted model, not a curated record
GCGACAUUUGAUGUAAGUUGGCCAUGUUAUUUUGAUUUCAAAAGCGCCGAAUUUCAAAAACUGUCGAUUGUCAGAAUCUGCGCGCGCACAUUUCUUUUUGCCAAGUGUUGUGCACAACUCGCGGUUUCUGCUUCAACAUAUUGAAUUGAACACUUCUUAACUUCUGAAAGCAAGUCAAAUGACUAUGACCGAUGGGCAAUCAGCGGUUGAGGUCCCCAAAUUCGUGGCCCCCGUAAUCCAGGACAACCCGACUGGAUGGGGGCCCUGCGAGCUGCCCGACCAGUUCAAAGACAUGCCGUACCAGCCCUUCAGCAAAGGCGACCGUCUCGGCAAAAUCAGCGACUGGACGGGGGCCGCCUUCCAAGACAAGAAAUAUGCCAACAAGUAUGCGUCCCAGUUCGGUUCUGGCAGUCAAUACGCGUAUUAUCAUGACGAAGACGAGAGCACUUUUCAUUUGGUGGACACAACACGCGUCCAGAAGCCCCCCUAUCAACGCGGCCGUGCUGGGGUGCAAGGCAGCGGCAUGCAGUCCCUCGGCAAGGGGGUUAAAGCCAGGGACACGUAUAAGAGGAGCCAGGUUAAGAAAUGGGGACAAGGACGGCCCCAGAUUAAGAUCAGGGACGCUUCGGUUACGGUCAAACCGGAUUGGGUCACCAUUGAGGAAAUGGAUUUCCCUCGGUUGGGAAAAUUGUCGCUCCCUAACGUCAAAGACGGCGAGGAUAUUACUUGUUGUGGCGAGUUGGAGUACUAUGACAAGUCGUACGAUCAUGUCAACGUGAAGAAUGAGAAGCCGCUGCAAAGCGUCAAUCGUAUCUUCCAUACAGUUACAACAACUGAUGAUCCGAUUAUCCGCGAUAAACUCUGACAAUACGGAGUUUGAUCUUUUAACCGUCAACGAAACGUCCGUGGAGCCCCCACAAGACUCCCCUCGAAACCUGGCCUUGGAAGCCACUUUCAUUAACCACAAUUUCAGUCAACAGGUAUUAAGAACAGGUCCCGGGGAGCCCCGCUUCAAGUUCGACAACCCAAACCCUUUUAUCUCCGAGGAGGAGGAAGGGGAGGUCGCCAGUGUGGCCUACAGAUACCGCAAAUAUGACCUAGGGAGCGGAAUAGUAAUUUUUUCGUUUUGUUUCUGUCCACGUUUAAUUUGUGUAGUUUUUAAAAAAAAAGAAAAUGAAUGUUUACGGAAAAUAA